Messenger RNA from Styela clava, 1626 nucleotides. RefSeq lists its product as uncharacterized. The record is from RefSeq and is a predicted model, not a curated record. Lineage: Eukaryota; Metazoa; Chordata; Ascidiacea; Stolidobranchia; Styelidae.
AUGGACCCACAAGGUUGUGAGCCUCAGACCGAGAGUUUGGAUUACGUCAGAAUCGAUGGAUGCAAGUCUGCAGAACUUGUAAAUAUAACGGAAUGUGCCGGAAGCUGUAGCAGCACCAGUUCGUACUCAUCUGAUCUCGACAAAUACGUCAACAAAUGCUCUUGCUCUGUUACCCCAGUGACGGAUCCGAGAUGUAUUGCACCGCCCGCUGCUAGCGGUUGUGAGAUUCAAUGUGUGGAGAAUGGCGACUGUGAAUCUAGCGAAUUGUGCUGCCCAGGCGGGGCUUGUGGGACGGUUUGCUUGGAGUUUGACCCAUGUGACCCAUCACCGUGUCAACACGACGGAAUCUGCGUUGCCGACGGAAGAGAUUUCACCUGUAAAUGCAAACUUGGAUUCACGGGAGCUUUUUGUCAAUUGGCUGAUGACGUAGAAAUUGAUCCCAAAUGUCCAGAACCAGAUCCCGUGGUAUGUGUAAGAAUGGGUGACAUAGAAUGUCUAAACAACGACGGCUGUGAAAGCAGAGAUAUAUGCUGCGCUGGUAGCUGCGGAGGAACUCAAUGCAUCGAAGAACCUAAGAAAAAGGUUCCAGAUUUGCUCAAGACACUUGCUCUAAUAGCCUUACUGUCUCGACCCAAACAAUGCCCGAGUGACUGCUUACAUACGGCUUGUCGUACUGGACAUAUCUGCCCCACGCAUAUCUACGCCACUUGUGGCACUACCUGUCCCGAUUGUCGUCCACGUUUCUAUACUAAAUGGAAUCAAGAUAUAUCGUCACUUUGCCAAUGUCAAUACCGUGUUCCGCUAGUUUCUCAUUGUGGAAUGCAUUUAUGCACCCAGUCUCAUUGCUAUGGAAACCCCGCUUUGGAAUGCAGAAUCAGCAGCUGUGGAGGAUGCAGGGCCGGAUAUUACGACAUUUACGGUCGUGAAAUUCUAUCUUGCAGUCAACCACAUAGAAUAGCGGUCAAAUAUGUCCAUGGGUAGUGUCAUCUGUGAUGCAAAUUCCAAUUUGUAACCGGAUAAACCGUUUCUUUGAUUAGAUUUAUAGGUUCCAUUCGUACCUCAUUAUUUACAAUGUAUAAUACACAAGACACCAUGGUGGCUAUUCACGAAAGCAUGCUAACUAUUUAAACCAGGUGUGUGCAAUCUUUAAUACACGAGGGCUAAAUACAAAUAUUUGGGUGAAACCACAGGCACCUUAACCUAACAUAGGCGGCUUUCUUGUAGUCGCAGACACAAAAAUUUUGGUUAUCAAUCUUGUGACAUGCGUUAUUCUCUUCGCAUAAGCUCAGAUAUAGGCUUUACAACGCGAAGGAAUUGGAAUUACUCGCAAGUACUAGAUUAAACUAAAUUUAAACUUGUCCGCGGGCAGUACACCAUUCAAAAAUUGGCAAGUUUUCUUUGUGUGCCGCAUUUGACUCGCGGACCACAGGAUGCACACCCUUGAUUUAAAUCAAGCACUCAUAUUCUUAUAAAAUCCAGCAGUGCAAUUCAGAGAGCUUGGUUACAAGUUUAAUAGUUUUCAGUCUCAUCGCUAUUUUUUUCAUCUUGCACUUAGAAGAAGAGAAUUUGUCCCCAAAAUGUUGAUAUUUAAAUAAGGUGAACAAAUUUGAGCAUACGGUAAUUUAC